Molecule: messenger RNA, 1191 nt
Organism: Seminavis robusta
Lineage: Eukaryota; Bacillariophyta; Bacillariophyceae; Naviculales; Naviculaceae
Source: the annotation of a GenBank genome assembly
AAUUCGAUUCGAUGGAUCAUUCCCCCGCUUCCAACCGUCUUUCGGCUGUCCUUUCUCAGGCUGUCUCAACAACGAACGUUUUCAUCUCACUUGUUCACAGCGAUGUCCCUCGAUCAUGCAGCUCUCUCAUGCGAUCUAAUUUGUCCCAUCACUCUAGAGCUUCCCAUCACGCCCGUAACUGCUGAGGACGGGUACGUCUACGAAAAGGAGGCAAUCGAAAUGCUGAUCAAGACUCAUCGUGACAAGCUCAAGUCGCCAAUGACAAACGCAGCAAUGGGACAACGCCUUUUCCCCGCGGUUCGACACAAGAACGUCAUCGAAGCUCUCGUCGACGGCGGGGUAGUCAACGGUGAGUUAGCUGAUAAAUGGAAGCGCGAAGCGAAGGAGAAAAAAAGCAAGGACGACUUGCUUCGAAAGGCCUUCGGCGGCGAUUCCGACGCUUUCUGCGCCGUGGCGCAAAACUACCGGGAGGGCAAGGCUGGUUUCGAGCAAGAUGACAAGAUGGCUUGUAAAUGGUUCAAAAAGGCACAUGCAGCCGGAAAUGUGAAAGGAACGUCAAACUUUGGAUAUCAUAUUGUCAAGGGAAAGGGGACGAAGACUUCCCACGCCAAAGGCAUGGCUCUCAUUGGAGUGGCGGCUGGCAACGGCUGUGACUGGGCCGCUUACUUCAUGGGAAGAGCUUUUGCUUCUGGUAGCUACGGUUUGGACUUUGACAGGGACGAAGCGAUUCGAUGGCUGUCGAAGUCAUUGAGUGAUUGUCGCGUCACACAGUUGGGAAAGAAAGGACGCGAGGAAGCAAAGAAGAUGCUUGUGGAGCUCGUGAACAACGCAGAAGCCGAUGCUACAACAAACACUUAAGAAUGUUGACUUUCAAAGCAGCGAUGACAAACAAUUCGUUCCCCUGCACUCGCAAAAGCAUUCGACUAACUUUGUUGGUGGAUGCAUGACAAUACAUUAAUUCAGGGCGAAGGCGGCUACGUACAUUAUCACACAGAUACCGUACCGUAGAUUUUCCCAAAAACCGUCUAAUCAAAACCAAAAGUUGACGCUAACGCUUGUAGUUAACGAUCGUACGUAGUGCCAUGCCCUGGCUGGAAUGUGCAGAGCAUCACCGGGGAACAACAAGACUUCCUCGAACUUGGCUUCCUUGGCGAGGGGAUGAAGCUCAACGUUUUCGCGUUCACAAUCAAC